UCUACUGUUGCAAAUGGUGGAUUGCGUUACUUUUUCUCGUGCUCUGUGUAAAAUAUUUACGUAAAAUAGUGUUAAUUUCGUGGUGCAGUGUUUCUGACUAACGUAAACAUGUCGGAAACACUGCCGAAUAACAAAAAACAAGUGGCAAGGCAGCUGCGUGAACGCAAACAGCGGAAACUCUACUCUGAUGAAUGGGCUCUUGGAGACGAUGAAGCAGAAGGUGGUCGUGGAUUCUCCCUUGCAGAUAAACUGGAGAGUCCCAGGUUUGAGCAUCCUGGCUCCGUCCUUGAAAUGCAUGGUUCUGAAAUCACAGUGUCAUAUCUACAGAAAAAUGGAUUCACCACUCCUUUGUUAUUUAAAGAGAAAACAGGAUUAGGUUUGAGAGUGCCAACGAGCAACUUCACAGUGAACGAUGUGCGCAUGUGCGUCGGCUCGAGGCGUCUGCUCGACGUCAUGGAUGUCAACACACAGAAAAAUAUCGAGAUGACCAUGAAGGACUGGCAACGUUAUUAUGAUGAUCCGAAUAAGGAGAGGCUUCUGAACGUAAUAUCGUUAGAGUUCUCGCACACGCGCCUCGAGAACUAUGUGCAGGCGCCCCGUAUAGUCCGGCAGGUCGACUGGGUUGAGACAGUAUGGCCGCGGCACUUAAAGGAUCAACAGACUGAAUCGACCAAUGCUCUGGACGACAUGAUGUACCCUAAGGUACAGAAAUAUUGCCUGAUGUCUGUUAAAGGAUGCUACACAGACUUCCACAUUGACUUCGGUGGUACCUCUGUAUGGUACCAUAUUUUGAGAGGAGCAAAAGUAUUCUGGCUUAUUCCGCCCACUGAAAAGAAUCUGCAGUUGUAUGAAAAGUGGGUGUUGUCUGGUAAACAAUCGGACGUCUUCUUCGGGGAUACGGUUGAAAAAUGUAUUAGAGUUCAUUUGCAAGCCGGCUAUACAUUUUUCAUCCCGACCGGCUGGAUCCACGCUGUGUACACUCCUAGCGACUCCCUCGUUUUUGGUGGCAACUUUUUGCACCAGUUUGGGAUCGAGAAACAGUUGAAAAUAGCCCAAGUGGAAGAUGUCACUAAGGUCCCUCAAAAGUUCCGCUACCCGUUCUUCACGGAAAUGCUAUGGUAUGUGCUGGACCGAUAUGUUAGCGCGUUGCUGGGCCGCUCACACUUGACCCUCGAGGGGCAAGCUGCGCCGCUCAAUUCUCCGCUGGCCGCCCCGCUCGCCGCUCCUGCCGAACAUGUCCAUCUCACACAGAAUGAACUCCACGGACUUAAGGCGAUAGUAAUGUACCUGCAUCAGUUGCCGGCUGCGCGCAAGUCUGUACCAGAACUUUUGUCGGAUCCGAUCGCUCUUGUGCGUGAUGUACGCACACUGGUCGAACAGCAUCGUCACGACAAACAACACCUUGCGGUCACUGGUGUGCCUGUACUCAAAGGUCCUGAGGAGACGCCAGGGUCGGAGAGGCGGCAGUCGAGCGGACGUGGAGGUCGCGGUGGUGCUGGCCGUGGUGGUCCGGCCCGGCCUCGACCCGAACACGCAAAUAAUGCACCCCGUCGCAGGCGCACCAGAUGCAAGAAAUGCGAGGCAUGCCAACGUACAGACUGUGGCGAGUGCGUGUUCUGCCACGACAUGGUCAAGUUUGGUGGACUCGGUCGAGCAAAACAGACGUGCGUCAUGCGACAGUGCUUGCAGCCCAUGUUGCCGGUAACAGCGUCAUGUGCAGUUUGCCACCUGGACGGGUGGAUGCAGACGCCGGUCGCGCCGCAGGCAAAGGGUAACUCUGGACGUAACGGUCCAUCGUCGUUGCGCGAGUGCUCGGUGUGCUACAGCAUCGUGCACCCGGGCUGCGUGCCCCCCGGCGGACAGCUCAACGAGGACCUGCCCAACUCCUGGGAGUGCCCUACCUGCACCACCAUGGGACUUAACCAUGAUUAUAAGCCUCGUCAUUUCCGCGCGCGUCAAAAGUCUUCUGAUCUCAGACGUGUGAGUGUCGGCUCAGAUGUCAGCCAACUCAGUCAGCAUCACGGCAAUUUGCAGAAUAAACUACCUCCACCACCACCGCCUUUGACCGUUAAGUCGGAAGCGGGAUCAGACAGCGAGGGAAAGAAUGAGGUGCCACAUAUCAAAACUGAAGAUGAUAUAAAACGUGAAGACUCAGGUUCCGGGGGCGAAGGCGCGGAGGGCGGUGAAGGCGGAGCGUGGGAGCCGGCCGCUAAGAAGCGGCGGCCCUCCGACGAAGACGACGCACCCAAGAAGCAGGCCCUCAGGACUCACCAUGCUCUGCAACUUACACAUCACACUGCUAAGAUAUUAAAGAAGCCGCUGUACCCGGUGCGGCCGGCGCCGCCGGUGGGUGCGGCGGUGACCAACACUGGGUCGCCUUGGCUCGACCGCGAGGCCAUGCUGCGUGUCUUCGCCAAACUGCUACCCGCCGAGCUGGCCACGUGUGCGCUCGUCUGCAAAGCCUGGGCUGAGUACUCCAUGGACCCGUCGCUGUGGCGCAGCAUGUCGUUCGUGCAGGUCCGCGUGUCGGCCGCGCAGCUAGCCGGCAUCGCGCGCCGCCAGCCGCUGUCGCUCGGCCUCGAGUGGUGCCACCUGGCACGCAGGCAGCUCGCAUGGUUACUGGCCCGUCUGCCAGCGUUGCGGUCAUUGUCGUUGGCGGGAUCACCGGCGGAAGCUGCAUUGGCUCUACGAUCAUCAAGUUGCCCGCCACUAACAUCGCUGGAUCUGUCGUUCGCGCGGUGUCUGGAUGACGCUAAGUUACGUGGCAUCCUCGCGCCGCCAGAGAACUCGCGGCCCGGUGGUGGCGCUCGCACCGGCGCAGAACCGUCGCGGCUUGCUGCACUCACUGUGUUACGGCUUCCCGGCACUGAUAUCACGGACGUCGCCAUGAGAUACGUGGUGCAGGCGCUGCCGAAGCUGUGCGAGCUGGACGCGUCGUCGUGCGCGCGGCUGACGGACGCGGGCGCGGCGCAGCUGGCGCACCACGCGCUGCAGCGCCUGUCGCUGGCCGGCUGCCGCCUGCUCACCGAGGCCGCGCUCGACCACCUCGCGCGCUGCCCCAACCUCGUCAGACUCGAUCUCCGACACGUGCCUCUCGUCUCCACGCAAGCUGUGAUCAAAUUCGCUGCGAAAUCGAAGCACAAUCUCCACGUAAAGGAUGUGAAGCUAGUGGAGUUGCGGAAGACCUGAUCCGAGGAGCCGACCUCACUGGCGGACACCGCCUGAACCUCUAGUGUAGUCCUCGUACCGAUGGCAAUGGAAUGACAGCCUUAUGUUCAACGCUUUGAGAGUUAUUCUCUAUUAUUACAACCUAUCCAGGUGAACUUAUGAAACUAUGAAAGUAUCAAAACUUUACCACAGGUGUUCUCCCCUUAGAGUAUAGGGUUUUUAAUUGGGAGAUUUCCUUAUAAUAUUUGCUUGACCUUUGUUUUCCUAAUCAUUGUCAUUUUGGGGUCAGGAAAAUAAAAAAAAAGUAGUGCACGUCAUAUUGCUUUAGUUCAGAGUUUUUGUUUCAUUUAGAAUGCUAAAUUCAAUCUGAAUUGUGAGUUUUAUUCAUUUUUGACUUAUAAGGUAUCUCUCGAUUGUUUUGUUUUUUUUUUGGUUCCACAUUUGUUGGUUUAAUAUAGAAAUGAAGCUGGGGAAAUUGUUUCAUAAUAUUGUCAAUGCGACCUGUGAAUUAUAUUACAGUAUUGUAUAUCAAGCUUAAUAAGUUUGUUUUGUUUAGAAUUCAACAAAGCAUAAUAUGAUACAUAACCUGAAUUCGAAUAAUUUUGCUUACAUUUAGUGUUAACGUUUUAUGCCAUUUCACUAUUAGGUGCCAAUAUUUAAUUUAGUUUAAACAUUCAUUACCUUAAUCUUCAAAUUGUUGGCUACACUGAGUAAGUAUUACACAUAACAUAUCAAAGCGCUUCGUUCCUGACCUAUCGGCACGAGUUAUUAAUGUAGAUAUUGAAACAAAGACUUGAAUAAGCCUAUGCUAUUAAAGUGAUACGAUUUCUAAUGUUUAGUAAAUUAGAAGAAUUCUGGAAAGAGUAAAUGUUAGAAUAUAAUUGUCAUUUGAUAUAACCAAAAAUUUCAAGCCAUCCAAAAACGAGGAAUAGUAUUUACUUUUUGUUUUUACUUUUUUCUUUGACUGUACUUUCGUGUUAUUAGUUCCAAGGGAUUUUGGUAUAAAACUAUAAGGCCUAUUUCACAGGUUACUUAUGUAUGAAUGAUACACAAUACAAGUAUUGGCUCACGAAUUAAGUAAUGAUUAUUGCACCUCGUUAUUAAUUUCACACGUGGUAUAUUUGUUAAUGUAAUCAUGCUCCUUGCCCUCCCUUUUAUAACAUUCCUUUGAUAACAUUUCAUUAUUUGACGCAUUUCUAAAAGUGUUUUUUUCUACUUAUACCUUUAUUUGCUUACAAGAUGAUGUAGAAAAAUGUGUAACAAUAUUAAAUUAAAACUGUUUUAACUGUUGGAGAAAUUGUCAAAUAGAAUUGAGUGCUACUGCUAUAAACUUAAAGAAUAUUAUUUUUUAUAUCAUUAAUCUGUAUGUCGAUUAUUCAAAUUAGAUCAUUUAUCUACCUACAUUAAAAUUACUCUAUAUUACUGGUUGUAUGGUAAGUUGGCGUUUUUUUUUUCGCGUAUACCUGUGGAAUAGGUGCUCAUUCGUUUCAUUUACAGGGAUGACGACACCAGUCACUUUUAUUAAGUUCGUCUAUAUACAAUUCAGUGCCAACAUAAAAUUGUAAACAGCACAUUAUUAAUGCACAACUAAAUAUCUAAUGAUGAGUAUAUGAGAGUUAUCGAUAUUAAUUUUAUUGCAUGCUGUUGCAUUGGUAUUAUAUUUUAUUGUUAAUUAUAUGGUACUUCCUUAUUUACCAGACGCAUUGUUAGACUAUGAGAGGCUUAAAUUCUGAGUCUUGGAAUGUUUAUAUGUUGGUAAAAGUGAUACAAAUUUUAAUUGCAGUUUGUGUAAGAUUUUUUAAUCGUUAAACUGUAUCUCUGAAGUACCAGUACAUACUUUUUAUAAUUUUCACAUUCGAUCUAGUAUUUUCCGAGUCGUCUCUCCUGUUGGUAGCCAUUGUCUCUUUUACUUAGUACUGAAUAUAUUUUUCUUAAGGAUUUAUACCCGCUUCCUAAUAUAGCACGGUUAUACUACUAAGGAAUUCGUUUACUGAUUUUUUUGUAUUUAUAUUCAAUUUAUCAAGAACAAACUGCUAUUGAAAUGACGUAGUUCACUUUUAGCAACUGGUAACCUUUUUUAUCUAAGUUUUUUUUGUUGUAUAUUUAUCUCUUAAAUCAGAUCAAAAAGAAAUGUUUUAGUUCAUGACAAUUUAAAUGGCUUAGGUUGUAUUUUGUUUAGUUCUAGUCGCUUAUUAGUUUUAAGUUAUUGUUAUUAUGAAUAACUGACUGCGCCGAGUUCUGUAAAUAGUUGUGUUAAUUUGAAAUAGAGAGGGAUAAUAAUUAGGGCUAAUCCCUCUGUAUUAUUUAUUUGAAAUGUUUAAUUAAUUCGAAGUUAUUUUGAUUUAAUUAAAUAGUUUAAAUCAUUAAUUUUCUAUACUAUUAGAGAAAUAUUGACUUAGUAGCAUUGACUACAUUAUUAUUCAACAUGAUUUUGUAUUAUUCACUGGUUUACUUUAUACUAUCUCGUUAUAUUUCCAUAAAAAUCCGAAACAUUCAAUUCAUGAUAGAUCAAAAAUAAUUUGCUCUACUAGACGAGGUAUAUUUCUAUUUGCGAUGUCGCAAAUUUAAAAUCUAAAUUGUAAGUUUAUUAUUGCUGGGCACGAUCCAAAUUCUAAAUUUUCUUUUUUUUUUUUUUUUUAAAUAUGUCGGUCUUUAGUACAAUACCGCGUAGGACCGAAAGGUGUCUGAGAUUUUUAUAUACUGUGUGUUGAUUUGUUUAUUUAGACUGUCCUAUAUAAUUUUGCUCCCUAAGUCUUAUUCCUUUAUUUUUUUAGUAACUUAGUUUGAUGUAGGAUUUUCUUAAAUAAUCUGAAAAGCUUUUAGUCUACUGUAUGUUUACUUUUACAUACAAACUUCAUAUGAGUCGUUAUAUAUACGUUUAUAUUUAUAUAAAAACGAUAUCCAGUAGAAAUGUACUUUAUUUAAGGAGAGGAAAAGAAGGAAUACUUUGAAUAUUGAAAAUAAAAACUUUUAUUAUACUUUUAUUGGAAGCCAGAUAUGUUCUUAACUGAAUUGAUUUAGUUUUGUUUCAUGUAUGAUUAUACAAAUGUUAACUUGCUAAGUAGUUCAACGCACAGGAUAGGAACAUAGGUGUAUUCCAAGAGUUCUUGCAUUAUAGUGCACUUCAGGAAGCCUUUUGAUUAGAAAGCUGAGUAUUCUAUUUGUAUAAAUCAGCAAAAUUGUGUUGUUUAUAGAAUUUAUUCCUAUAGCACGUCGAUAUUAAAUUCAAUGUCAUCAAAUUU
Galleria mellonella (greater wax moth) is the source of this 6410-nucleotide messenger RNA. It is a transcript of the gene Kdm2, whose product is annotated as jmjC domain-containing histone demethylation protein 1. Gene Ontology annotation, molecular function: zinc ion binding; DNA binding; transcription coregulator activity. The record is from RefSeq and is a predicted model, not a curated record. Gene Ontology annotation, biological process: regulation of transcription by RNA polymerase II; protein demethylation. The transcript is spliced from 21 exons. The coding region runs from base 109 to 3189 and encodes 1026 amino acids. NCBI's taxonomy places the organism in Eukaryota, Metazoa, Arthropoda, Insecta, Lepidoptera, Pyralidae.